Molecule: messenger RNA, 4229 nt
Organism: Mustela lutreola (European mink)
Lineage: Eukaryota; Metazoa; Chordata; Mammalia; Carnivora; Mustelidae
Product: cytoplasmic tRNA 2-thiolation protein 1-like
Exons: 3
Coding region: 180-1262 (360 amino acids)
Biological process (GO): tRNA wobble position uridine thiolation
Cellular component (GO): mitochondrion; cytosolic tRNA wobble base thiouridylase complex
Molecular function (GO): tRNA binding
Source: RefSeq, a predicted model, not a curated record
CGCGGGCCAAACCGCCCCACCGGCACCUGGGAGUCGUAAGCGGGUAAACCCAAAGCCUUCUGGGAGUCGUAGUCCUUUCACCGCUUCCGCGUUUUUUCGGAGCCUGGACUUUCCUGCGCGGGUUCUACUCACGAGAAGCCAGCUCCUCCCAGCCCACCCGGAACCCCCCUCCCCCCGCGAUGCCCGCCCCGCAGUGCUCCUCCUGCCACGCGGCGCGCGCUGCCCUCCGCCGCCCGCGCUCCGGCCAAGCGCUGUGCGGGUCCUGCUUCUGCACCGCCUUCGAGGCCGAGGUGCUGCACACGGUGCUGGCGGGCCGCCUGCUGCCGCCUGGCGCGGUGGUGGCAGUGGGCGCCUCCGGCGGCAAGGACUCCACGGUGCUGGCGCACGUGCUGCGCGAACUAGCGCCGCAACUGGGCGUCUCGCUGCGCCUGGUGGCGGUGGACGAGGGCAUCGGCGGCUACCGGGACGCGGCUCUGGCUGCCGUGCGGCGCCAGGCCGCGCGCUGGGACCUCCCGCUCACCGUCGUGGCCUACGCAGACCUCUUCGGGGGUUGGACUAUGGACGCUGUGGCCCGCAGCAUAGCCGGCACCAGCCGCAGCCGCGCCUGCUGCACCUUCUGCGGGGUGCUGCGGCGCCGCGCGCUGGAGGAAGGGGCGCGCCUUGUGGGAGCCACGCACAUCGUCACAGGCCACAAGGCCGACGACAUGGCUGAGACCGUGCUCGUGAACUUCCUGCGGGGCGACGCGGGGCGGCUGGCCCGGGGCGGGGGCCUGGGCUCGCGCGGCGAGGGGGGCGCCCUGCCGCGCUGCCGCCCCCUGCAGCUGGCCUCGCAGAAGGAGGUGGUGCUGUACGCGCACUUCCGCCGCCUCGACUACUUCUCGGAGGAGUGCGUCUACGCACCCGAGGCCUUCCGCGGCCACGCGCGCGACCUGCUGAAGCUCCUGGAGGCGGCGCAGCCGUCGGUGGCGCUGGACCUUGUGCACUCCGCCGAGCGCCUGGCCCUGGCCCCGGCCGCGCGGCCCCCGCCGCCCGGCGCCUGCUCCCGCUGCGGGGCGCUAGCCAGCCGCUCGCUCUGCCAGGCCUGCGCCCUCCUGGACGGCCUGCAACGCGGCCGGCCCCGCCUGGCCAUCGGCAAAGGCCGCGGGGGGCGCGACGAGGAGGGGCCGCCAGGGCCGCUACCCCCGCCACCUAGCGACCCCGUGUCUGCACCCGGCCCCGCCGCCGGGGAGUGCAGGGCAGCCUGUAAGGAGCGCUGCGAAUAAACCCCCUUCUGCCCGUUGCUUCGGUGUCAUGAUGGACCGGACCAGCCAGAAGCUGAGGCCGGGACACCUGGGUCUGAGGGAGGAGGGGCUGGAACAGGAACUCUAGGAUCUAAAAGAGAACUGAACAACUUCCCAUUCCCAACCAGUGGGAAUUAGGGGGCUGCUCACUUAGUACUCUGCCCAGUUCUGGGCAUGCGCAGGGUAGUCCAAACCUUCUUGAGCACCUACUCUGUGUCAGCUCAUUUUUAAAGGGCAUGUUUUCCUUUUGGCAUCAGGUGCAAUUGUGUGAUGCAGCUCAGGGUUUCCACAUCUGGAGAGUUUGGGAACCAGGCCUCUGAGGACGGAAGCCUCACUUGAUUUGGCAGGUGACUUGACUUGGAAGUUGGGCUCUGGUCAUUUCCAUUAACCAUGAUGCUUAUCUCUGAGUGCUGUGAGUCCUGCCAUGCCACAAGGUCUCAUUUCAUCCAAACCACACACCAUCUCAUUGGCCUGAAGCCACCUAACUGCCUGAGUUCACCUAGCUGGAGAAGGAACUGGGGGCUCCCAUCCAAAUCCGCACCUGGAGCUCAAGACGGUGGACUUGCUCCCCACCCCACCUGAAUCUCUCCUGGUGUCUCUAUGUGAUGGGUGAGGAGCAGCUGGGUGGGCCAGGGUCAGUGACCUAACCUCUCUAGUCUUCGGUUUUUCCUCCUCUGAAAUGGAAUUACACUCACACACACACACACACACACACACACCCCAUCAAAGCACUGUUGUGAGAAUUAGAAGUGCUCAACACGUGGUGGCCAAGUUCGUGGGUCGUAUUACAUUUUGGCCACCAGGGGGCUCUGGGUUUCAGAUUUGCUACCCCGUGCUUCACACCAGGGUGUGAGGCCGGGAAGAGCUUCCUGGAUGACCCCUGCGGAGAGACUUGGCGUUCUCAUUUCCCCUCCGAGUUCUGCUGGAUUGAUCGCUUGUCAGGAACGCCGUGCCUUUGCCAUCUUCCUUCUCAAAUCCUCCAGGGGACUUGUAGAAGCCUUCCUGACUCUCUCUUCUCACCUGCCCAGCCCGGGACAUAGGGCUCUCUUCCCAAGUCCCAGCCCCUGGGGCCUGCCCUUAUGUGUGGCCACCCACACUCUGGUUCUUGUUCUCCCUAACUGGAAUGAGGUUUGAGGGCAGAUCUCCCGCCCCACCAGAUAACCAGCAUCAUUUAUUCAGUAUGUAUGGAAUCCCUAAUGUGUGCAGGGACAUUUCUAGACGUUGUUGAAAAAAAAACAACAAACAAAACCCUCUGGCUGGCUUGGUCGGUGGAGCAUGCAGUUCUCGAUAUUGGGGUCGUGAGUUCAAGCCCCACAUUGGGUGUAGAGAUUACCAAAAAUAAAAAAAUAAACUUGAAAAAAAAAAAAAAAGUCUCAUUCAUGGAGCUUCCAGUGUUGCGAGAGAGGGACAAUAGACCAAUCAGGAAGCCUGAUGAAGGCUGCUAUGAAUGACAAAGCAGCAUAAGGGGAAGGGGUGUGAGACAGGUGCUAUAUCAGUUCAGGAGGUCAGGAUUUGAGAAAGUGACUUCAACAGAGACCAAAAUAAGGAAGAUUUCUAGCUAUGUCGGAGUAUCUCGGGUCUGAACAACCACUGAGAGCAACUGAAAAGAAAAAAUGGAUCCAUAACAAAGCAAUCUCUUUGAAGACAUCAAAGAGGUACCAAGGCGGCCAGGAUCCCACAGAAGAGGCUCAUAUUUACUACAAGGGCUCGUUUCUGCUGAGGAAUGGGCAGAAAGCAUGGGCUAAGAGGCUGGGGAUCUGAGCGGAGCUUUCAACAUUGUGAUGGGACAAGAGACAGUAUUGGAGUUCGGGACUAGUGGGUGGGGAUUCGAGGGACCAGAAUCGGGGGUGAAGGGAUGAGCAUUGAGGUCAGCCAGACACUGUGUUCAUAUGUUCUCCUGGAGGGUUUCAUGGAACCAGGUUAAUAAAUUGGAUGCUCAGGGUCUCGUAAAAAAUAGAGGCCCGGUAAGCAUCUGUUAGCACCCAAAUAAGGUCACAAAUUAGUAAGGGUCACCUAGGGGCACCUGUGUGGCUCAGUGGGUUAAGCCUCUGCCUUCAUCUCAGAUCAUGAUCUCAGGGUCCUGGGAUUGAGCCCUGCAUUGGGCUCUCUGCUUGGCGGGUAGCCUGCUUUUCCCUCUCUCUCUGCCUGCCUCUCUGUCUGCUUGUGAUCUCUCUGUUAGAUAAAUAAAUAAAAAUUUAAAAAAAAAAAAGAAGAAGUAAGGGUCACCUAGAAGUAGACCCACCCACAAAAAUACCAGAACCUAGCUUCAAACACACUCAAUCCCAGACCUGGUGAAGAAGGUCCCUACUUUGCUUGCCAGAAAGCAGAAGUAGGGUAGCCCUAGCUGCUGAGCCUAUUUACCCUUAUGUUGAUUAAAAUUGAAUUUAGGGACUCUUGGUUUCAGCUCAGGUCAUGAUCUCAGGGUCCUGGGACGGAGCCUCGUGUAGGGCUCCGUGCUCAGCAGGGAGUCUGCUUCCCUUCUCUCUCUCUCUCCCUCUGAUCCUCUCCCCACUUAUGUGCGCUGGGAGAGGGUCUCUCUCUCUCUCUCUCUCUCUCUCUCUAAAAUACAUCUUUUAAAAUUUUUUAUUUAAUUCAAAACGCAGUUCUUGGUUACACUAAACCCAUGUCAAGUGCUCCACAGCCACACACGGCCGGUGGCUGCCAUACAAAACCAUACAGACACACUCUUCCCAUUGUCAUAGAACCUUCCCUUUUGCAGAGCUGUUAUAGAGACUUCUAGUAUCCAGGGGGGGAAAGAUACCCACCCAAGCCUCAGGAAAUCUCUGCAAUUUUCAUACAAAAUACCUGACCUUCAAUUUUAAAAAUCUGCCAGGGGAAAGGACAAAAUGAUGGCAUACCAAGAGAAAAACAGCAUAGACAUGACCACAGGGGAUCUUGAUGGAGGAGUUUUAGGCGUGGACUGGAACCGUUAUCACCAUGCUUAAGAAA